UGGUGUGUAGGAGGGGAGGAGGUCUGUCCUCUGGAAGUUCACAUCAACAUCAACAGCUGGAACCAGGAGCUGUGAAGCUGUGAAUCAGGCCGAACCUCUCUCUCUCCACCUGGACCUGCUCCUCCUCCUCCUCCUCCUCCUCUUCCUCCUCCUCUGCUGCGGCUGUUUAUCCGGCUGUCUGGUCGCAGCUCUCCGGGCUCCAGCAUGCAUCCUCCCGCCGGCCACACGGUGCUUCCUGCAGGGCGUCCUCACUGCAGCUAACGGAGCACUUUAAACACCUCAACAUCUGGGGCCUCUGCUCACUUUGCACAUGCGUCUUCCGUGCGCUCUAAGGAGGUUUACGCUCGUCUCUCAGCUGAUAUUUUGAUGCUAUUUGAAGCAUAUUUUGACCCAUUUGGAUGUUUAAAUGUGAGAUAAUCCAGACUAGACCAUUAUAAAGAGGUGUGUUCUCCUUCACAUCCAACUGGAGAGGUUUCCAGGAGGACCACCGGUUGCUCCAGGAGUGCAUUUCGCUGGAUUAAAGGUGCUUUUCACUGUAAAAAGCCACCAUGGUGGUGUUCAACGGGAUGCUGAAGAUCAAGGUCCGGGAGGCUCUGGACCUGAAGCCGACCGCCUGGUCUCUGCGUCACGCCGUCGGCCCCAAGACGCACCAGACCUUCACGCUGGACACGUACAUCUCCCUGAACGUGGACGACUCUCGGCUGGGCCAGACCUCCACCAAGCAGAAGACCAACAGUCCGGCCUGGAACGACGAGUUCACCGCGGAGGUCCGGGACGGCCGCCGCAUCGAGCUGUCCGUGUUCCACGACGCGCCCAUCGGAUCCGACGACUUCGUGGCCAACUGCAUCAUCCAGUUCGAGGACAUCCUGCAGAACGGCAGCAAGCACUACGAGGACUGGAUUGACCUGGAGCCGGAGGGGAAGGUGUACGUUGUUAUCGACCUGUCGGGAUCUUCCAGUGAAGCGCCGGCGGGCUCCAAGGACAAUGAGGUGCGCGUGUUUCGCCAGCGGAUGGGUCCCAGGAAGCGUCAGGGUGCCGUCCGCCGGAGGGUCCACCAGGUCAACGGACACAAGUUCAUGGCCACCUACCUGAGACAGCCCACCUACUGCUCCCACUGCAGGGACUUCAUCUGGGGCGUCUUAGGGAAGCAGGGCUACCAGUGUCAAGUGUGUACCUGUGUGGUCCAUAAGCGAUGCCACGAGCUCAUCAUCACCAAGUGUGCAGGGAUGAAGAAGCAGGAGGACACCGUGGAGGAGCCGGUCGGCUCUCAGAGGUUCAGCGUCAACAUGCCGCACAUGUUCAGGAUCCACAACUUUAAAGUUCUCACCUUCUGCGACCACUGUGGCUCUCUGCUCUGGGGUCUGCUGCGACAGGGACUCCAGUGUAAAGUGUGUAAAGUGAAUGUCCACCGGCGCUGUGAGAGUAACGUAGCUCCUAACUGUGGCGUAGACGCCAGAGGAAUCGCCAAAGUCCUCUCUGACCUCGGAGUCACGCCGGACAAGAUCUCCUGCAGCGCCCAGAGACGGAAAAAGCUCCCUCAGGGUCAGGACCCCCAGCAGACGUUAUCAGGGACGGCGAAGACAGAGGACGAUCGCUCGAGGUCCGCCCCCACCUCGCCGUGUGACCAAGACGGGAAGGAGCUGGAGAACAUCCGGAAGGCUCUGUCGUUAGACCACCGCGGAGAGGAGCACAAAACACACCCGAUCUCCUCCCCUUCCUCUGUCGCUACGGUAACGGGGGACGGAGGUGGAGGGGGCAGCGUCGGAGUCGGAGGCGAAGGAAGCCCGGCCAACGGAGAGGUCAAAGGUCACGUCGCUCCUGAAGUCAACAGGAUGAAUUUGCGCGACUUUGUGUUCAUCAAAGUUCUGGGGAAAGGAAGCUUCGGGAAGGUGAUGCUGGCGGAGCUGAAGGGCAGCGACGAGGUGUACGCCGUCAAAGUGCUGAAGAAGGACGUGAUCCUGCAGGACGACGACGUGGAAUGCACGCUGACGGAGAAACGCAUCCUGGCGCUGGCCAGGAAACACCCAUACCUGACGCAGCUCUUCUGCUGCUUCCAGACCAAAGACCGCUUGUUCUUCGUCAUGGAGUACGUUAACGGAGGCGACCUCAUGUUUCAGAUUCAACGCUCGAGGAAGUUCGACGAGGCCAGAUCUCGUUUUUACGCCGCCGAGGUCACGUCCGCUCUGAUGUUCCUGCACCGGCACGGAGUCGUGUACAGAGACCUGAAGCUUGACAACAUCCUGUUGGAUGCGGAGGGUCACUGUAAGCUGGCAGACUUCGGGAUGUGCAAGGAGGGAAUCCUCGACGGAGUCACCACCACCACCUUCUGUGCGCCAGAUUACAUCGCACCCGAGAUCCUUCAAGAGCUGGAUUACGGCCCGUCAGUGGACUGGUGCUCUGGGGUGCUGAUGUACGAGAUGAUGGCGGGCCAGCCACCGUUUGAAGCCGAUAACGAAGAUGACCUGUUUGAGUCCAUCCUGCAUGACGACGUCCUCUAUCCGGUCUGGCUCAGCAAGGAGGCGGUGUCCAUUCUUAAAGCGUUCAUGACGAAGAGUCCUAACAAGCGUCUGGGCUGCGUGGUGGCUCAGGGUCUGGAGGACGCCAUUAAGCUCCACGUGUUCUUCAGAGAGAUCGACUGGACGCUGCUGGAGCAGAGGAAGAUCAGACCGCCGUUCAAACCACGCAUCAAAACCAAAAGGGACGUGAAUAACUUUGACCAGGACUUUACACGUGAAGAACCCAACCUGACGCCGACGGAGGAAAGCAUCAUCAAGCAGAUCAACCAAGAUGAGUUUAAAGGAUUCUCCUACGUCGGAGACGAGACUGUGGCCUAGACACACACACACUAUUAUAUUUUAAAGAAGCCUCUGGAACGAGACUUUCCUGAACUUUUACCAGAUUCUGACCACUCCAGGAACUAUACCAGACCAUCAGUAUCUCUCUCUCUCUCUUUAUGGUUUUGUUGUGCUCUUGUUGUUGUCCAUUGUGAGCUCAAGCAGCAUGUGAGUGCAGGUCAGAUACUGUGAGAAAAGCUGCUUCACUUGAUGUAUUUCUGAUGCAGGUAAAACCAAACUCUUGAGUUUCCAGAGGGGUCGUUUUGAAGUAGAUACCUGGUAAAGGUCACGGGGCUGCCAGUGUGUGUCUGAGAUAUAAUGUGAGUGCAAGCGUGCAUGCAUAGCUGCGUACCUCUAGAAAGGUCUUUUCUGUACAUGAUGUGCUGUAUCUUGUGUCCGUCUCCGUGUUUAAAGAAUGUUUUUUUCUUCCCUAAACUUGUAUGUGAAUGAAAAUAUUGAACCAAUGAUUGUAUUUAAAGAAAAAAAAAGGUCUUGAAAAGUACUUUAAUCAUUAUAAAAAAAGAGAUGCAGGAUUUGUUUCGGGUGAAAUCAUGAUGGUAUUAGGAGUUUUGUCAGCGCUUUAUUUUAAAUUUAAGAGUCAAACUGGCUUAUUAAUAGUUAACUUUAGAAGGUGCCCCACCAUGUUGACAUUUUGAAAUUUUAGGUUUAUCUCAGCAGUUCUUUUCUUAUUAGAAAGAAGGUUACUGUUUGUGACGUUAAUACACUGACUGUAAGGAUGUGUAUAUAUAUACUGUACAUGUAGCAGCGUCAUUAUGCAGAACCAUGUGGGGAAAAAGGUUUUAGAAGGGCUUGAAGGGAAAUAGCAUUUUGAUGAUAAAACCGUACUUUGACUAAAAUGUAAUAAAACAGAAUAAUGGACCUGCCCUUUAACCCUUUAAUGACCACUUGAUCUUUGAAAUGCCUUCACAGAGGUGAAUGUGGUUCACACGUGUGACUGAAUGUUUUCAGCUGAAUGUAUUUGUUCUGUGUGUGUGUGUACAUACGUGGAGAGAUUCUUUAUGUUUAUUUUAAUUUAAGACAUCUUUAUGUUGUUUUUACCAGAUUGUCGAGUUGGAAAUCUUUAGGUUUCAUUGUGAUGCAGCGAGUCAGAAAACACUUCAUGGAGGUUAUAUAAGCUGGUGUUAAUACAUUUUUUCAGGUUUAAGACUGAACUGAAAAGAAUCCAAACAUCUUCAAGAAAACUUCAUGUGCAAUACUCUGAAAGAGUUUUAGUUUGUUUGUUUCGUUGUUUUCUUCUCCCCGCUCUGUUUCUUUCUCUUUAUCCACAGACAGGUACACAGAAAACUACUGUUCGGAUUUAGUUUUAGGGCACAUAAAAGUGAUAAUUAUGUUCACACGUUUCCUCAAAGUGCAAGUAAGAUGUGUUUGGAUAAAGUAUCUGUAGGAAGACACGCCAACGUAUCCUCAUACAACAGUUCGUAUGAUGUCUUACGCAUCAACAUCGUUCUCACUUCCCAACCACGUCGAAUACUGCCGCUUGGUCAGCGCCACCUCGGCAUCAGAAAACUGACGCACAGAGGCGCCCUUUAGUGACAGUAUAUGACGAAGCGGGCUUUCAACUAACUCCAAUGUAAACCCACCCGCGGCGUUAUUCCACGGUCGGAAGAAGAUAGAAUGAUAGAAGUACGGAGUUGCGUGAAAAAUAAAUCAACGUUGACUUCUGGUUUCACACGAGACAUGAACAGCGAUCUCCUGGUGAAAGUCUGGUGUUUUUUGAUGCACCCAUCCACCCCGACCUCCUCCCUACACAGAGUUUGUUGCUCUUUAUACUUCCUGGAAUAAUACAAAUUGAUUUUGCGGAAUAUACAUGAAUUACAGUGCAUUACUUUUCGUAGGUAGUCUGCACACACAUAACGGUGCAAAUUUAAAGGCACAGACACACCAAGCCGACAUCAAAGAACUAUAGCAGUGAUGAAGGCCGACCUUUGUUUCCCUUCCAUUAUUUCUCUUCUUCUCUUGCAGCAUCUUUGUUUUUGUCUUUAAUUUAAAAAUGUCAAACCGUUUGUUCCUCUCCGACCCAAAAGGAAGUUUCUCCAUGCUAAACGCCCAAAUGCUAUUUCCAAAUGCUCCAAAUCCCCUUUAGAUUAAAGUUUAACAAGUUAAAGUUAAAUCGUAUUAUGAGGUUGAUCUCAAACAGAUGAAGACAGUAUUUUACUCACUUGUAUGAGACAGUCAUCUUCCUCUGGUCGUAUGCAGAAUGUUACUGUGUGAACAUGUGUCCGUGUAUCUGUGUAUCAUCUGACCGUUGCUGUUUCUUUUCAUGCCCUUCGAUGUUUAUUUUUUCAUUUUUUACGCUGCGUGCCAAAUUUACUGUAUUUUAAAAGGAUGUGAAGAUGGUAUUUUAAGUUUUGAAAACAAAUAUACAAUAUCAUGAUGUCAGAAAGAAAA
This is a messenger RNA of Sebastes umbrosus (honeycomb rockfish), 5243 nucleotides long. Its product is annotated as protein kinase C epsilon type-like. Gene Ontology annotation, biological process: protein phosphorylation. The record is from RefSeq and is a predicted model, not a curated record. NCBI's taxonomy places the organism in Eukaryota, Metazoa, Chordata, Actinopteri, Perciformes, Sebastidae. Gene Ontology annotation, molecular function: ATP binding; diacylglycerol-dependent serine/threonine kinase activity.